Brassica napus (rape) is the source of this 1148-nucleotide messenger RNA. RefSeq lists its product as uncharacterized. NCBI's taxonomy places the organism in Eukaryota, Viridiplantae, Streptophyta, Magnoliopsida, Brassicales, Brassicaceae. The transcript has 5 exons. The record is from RefSeq and is a predicted model, not a curated record. The coding region runs from base 39 to 1091 and encodes 350 amino acids.
UUUGAAUCACUUUCCCACCUUGUGUAGAGCACGCUUCCAUGGCGUCCUCAUCGUCACGAUCGUUGGCCUCUUCCUACACCUUCGAUGAUAAAGAUCUAGACGACGCUGAUCUCUGGGCGGUGAUCGAUUCCGCCGCCGCUGCUCUCGCUCAGAACACUACCACCACCUCCUCCUCCACCGUCGUCGGGAAAUCUCCGAAACCACUCGCUGUUAGGUAUCCGAACUUCAAUUCUCCUCCGACGCCUGUUUCCUACGCUCCUCCGCCGUCGAAGCUUCUCCAGGCCACGAAUCAUAGCCCUAGCGUUAAUCGGCGGUCAUACGAGGAGUCGCCGCGUCCGAGCAAAAUCGCCAGAUCUCGCGUCUUCUCUGAGGUGAACAGAGAGAGUAGUCCGAUGGCUCUCGUUACGACGUCGCAUCGGAGUUCGAAUCCGAUUAUCCAUUCUACGAAGUUUUCUCCGAACAAUGCGGCUAGAUCUAGCGUCUUCUCUGAGGUGAACGGCGAGAGUCCGAUGGCUCUCGUUACGACGACGAACCGUAAUUUGACUCCGGUUAACCACUCGACGAAGUUUUCUUCGCCGGAGAGUUACUUGUCGCCUGGGAUCAGGAAGUCUACGUCCUUUUCGGAGGUUUCUCCACCGUCAAGCUGCGUUAAGAACGAUCCGGUGAACGAGAUGCGGCAUAGUUUGUCAGGGAGCUUUCCUUCUGCUACUCUGUUUAAGGAGUACCAGAAUACAGCUAUGGCGAUUCUAGAGAAGUCUGAUUACACGAUGAUAUCUGGGAAAGCAUACAUUAAGAAGUCAGGUUGGAGGAAGAUAUCGUUUUACUUCAAUGUGUCUUACGAAAUAAGGGACAAGAACAUUGAGUUUGAUGAAAACAGAAACGUCCAGCGUGCUGAGUUCAUUGUUCGAGCUAUAAUGCAAGGAGGAAGAUUCGCUGAUGGAUGGGGCUCUUGUGAGCGACGUGAGAAGAAGUUUCUAAAACCGAAUCAUGAUAUUCCCAGUACUGCAGAGACCAGAGCCAAAAACAGAGCUUGCCAGGAUCUUCUAGGAAUCGGUGAAUAUCGUGAAAGCCCAACUGGGUUUCCACGAUGAUCAGACGUCAUCAAAUGUGUUUCCCGACUUCAUCACUACCAAGCUAAACAACCAAAU